AUGCAGGAGGUGGCGAUUAAUUGGGGCGUUUUUCGUGAAUUAUUGGAAGAAUGUGGAGAGUUAGGUUCGGAUAGAGAUGGGGCGGAAUGGCUUUCUUUGAGGGGUGAUGAUUUCUCGGUGGCCUCAUGCUAUGAAAAGUAUGCUAGCUACCGUAUUCCUUUCGGUCCGGUCGGUAGACAUGAUGUGGCAAAGACUUUGGUUUGGAAGUCGGAAGUUCCUUUCAAGAUAAGGGCGUUUGGUUGGAGGCUUCUUGCAAAUAGGCUCCCUACGAAAGAUCUCCUCAUGAUUAGAGGUAUUUCGUUAUCUCCCGAAGCUUCCUUGUGUGCUUUAUGUAAGAUUGAUCCGGAAAAUCGGGAUCACUCUUUCUUUUCUUGUUCUUUUGUAAAGGAUAUUUGGAGGGACAUAGCGAUGUGGAUAGGUAAAGAGGGGUUAGAAGAGGAAGAGAGCCAUUCAAGUUUUAUGGAAUGGCAUUCCUUUUGUAAAUCUAAGAAAGUUUUAGAUAGGAAGGUAGACAUUAUUUGGUUAGCAACUUCAUGGGCUUUAUGGUUAAGUAGGAAUGGGGUUUGUUUUAGGGAAGAGCUUUGGAGUUUAGACAAUGUUGUUUGGAACAUCAAAGCUUUGGUGUGGAGGUGGUCUUUUUGUGGAGAAAAUACUCAUUCCAAUUUUUCUUAUUAUGAUUUUGUCAAAGAUCCGAUCCGGUUCUUAUCAUAA
Vicia villosa (hairy vetch) is the source of this 711-nucleotide messenger RNA. RefSeq lists its product as uncharacterized. Lineage: Eukaryota; Viridiplantae; Streptophyta; Magnoliopsida; Fabales; Fabaceae. The transcript is spliced from 2 exons. The record is from RefSeq and is a predicted model, not a curated record. Bases 1 to 711 code for a protein of 236 amino acids.